AUACUCAGAGUCAACGGAACAAUGGCGAUUGAAGGUGAAACCCAGAACGAAAUUCAAAUAAUCUCCUCCGAUGAUCUUACCGCUCGACUAUUGACGGAAUCAGAGAGAGACGAGACUGCUCACGACGAAUUCAACGGAGCUUCUUUCAGCGGAGCGGUUUUCAAUCUCGCCACGACGAUCAUCGGUGCCGGUAUCAUGGCUUUGCCCGCGACGAUGAAGAUCCUCGGACUUGUUCCCGGAAUCGCGUUGAUCGUUCUCAUGGCUUUCUUGACCGACGCGACGGUCGAGUUCUUGCUCAGGUUCAGUAGAAUCGGGAAGAAAAGAUCUUACGGAGGCUUAAUGGAAGAUUCUUUUGGUAAACCCGGAAGGGUUAUGUUGCAAGUCGCUGUUUUGGUGAGCAACAUCGGCGUUUUGAUCGUUUACAUGAUCAUCAUUGGUGAUGUUUUGGCUGGGAAGAAUGUAUAUGGAAUCCACCAUCCUGGUAUGCUUGAAGGAUGGUUUGGUGAAAAAUGGUGGAACAGAAGAACUUUUGUUCUUCUCGUUACUACUCUCUCUGUGUUUGCUCCAUUGACAUGCUUCAAACGGAUUGAUUCUUUGAGAUUCACAUCUGCUAUAUCAGUUGCUUUAGCGGUUGUUUUUCUUGUCAUCACUGCGGGAAUCGUCGUCCUGAAGCUGUUCAGUGAUGGUUUGAUGAUGCCAAAGCUUCUACCAAAUGUCACUGACUUGGCCUCGUUUUGGAAGCUCUUCACUGUUGUUCCAGUGCUUGUCAACGCAUACAUUUGUCACUACAACGUUCACAACAUACAGAACGAGCUUGAAGACGCUACUCAGAUCAAACCCGUUGUUCGAUCAGCUCUUACCAUGUGCUCUUCUGUUUACAUAAUGACAAGCUUAUUCGGAUACCUCUUGUUCGGUGAAUCAACUCUUGACGAUGUUCUUGCGAACUUUGACACCGAUCUUGGGAUUCCUUUUGGUCCGGAGCUAAACGAUGCGGUCAGAUUCAGCUACGCGGCUCAUCUCAUGCUUGUGUUCCCCAUUGUCUUCUAUCCUUUGCGGGUUAACAUCGACGGUCUCUUGUUCCCCACGGCUCCGUCACUUACUUCCUCUAACCUGAGGUUUGGCUCUAUCACUGCCGGUCUCAUUGCUGUAAUCUUUGUUUGUGCAAACUUCAUUCCAAGCAUUUGGGAUGCUUUUCAAUUCACUGGAGCAACCACUUCUGUCUGCCUCGGCUUCAUAUUCCCUGCUGCUGUUGUCUUGAAGGAUCGUCAUAGCAGAGCAACGAACAGGGACAAGACUGUAGCCAUUUUCAUGAUCGUUCUUGCGGUUUUCUCCAAUGCAAUCGCCAUUUACAGUGACGCCUACGCCUUGUUGAAGAAGAACAUGUCCACGUUUCCGAUAUGA
Molecule: messenger RNA, 1401 nt
Organism: Thlaspi arvense
Lineage: Eukaryota; Viridiplantae; Streptophyta; Magnoliopsida; Brassicales; Brassicaceae
Source: the annotation of a GenBank genome assembly